AGGGAGACCCCUACAACAACACGUGUGCUACAUUCUGUCUCGGUGCCGUUAGAUACAGCAUAAUAAUGGGGAGAUAUGCAAGGAAGAAGCAACACAAGGGAGAUAAGCCACUGAAGGAGAAGUACAGAACUAAACGUAAAACAAAAGACCAUGAUCAGAUUCAUGAAGAUAUGAAACCAGACAAAGCACAGAAGCUGUUGAAUCAAGAAAUUGACUAUGAUCGACCCGGUGCUGGACAGUUCUAUUGUAUUCAUUGUGCGAAAUAUUGUAUUAAUGAGCAGGCGUUAAAGGAACAUUUCAGAGGCAAGCCUCACAAGAGAAGAAUAAAAGCCCUCCAGGUUGAGCCAUACACACAAGCCGAGGCUGACAGAGCAGCUGGGAUGGGUUCAUACAUAGCACCGAAGUCAGUUGAUGUGCAAACACAAGAUAACAAGAUGCAGGAAGAUAUUGGAUGAUUUUUGCAAAAUAAUUAAAAAACAAUCAUAUUUUAAAAUGAAAAUAUUUACUGUGAUAUGAAAUGUAUGCUGGAUUAAUAUGCUGGAUAAAUGAUAUUUUUUGCUCACCUACGCAUAAAGUAAAAAGUGCUAUUGUCAUAGCCCUGUAUCCGUAAUUAGUGUCAUAAACAGUUUUACUCUUAAUACUCAAGAGGUAAUAUGUUUGGUCCAAUGAAACUUGGAUGGAAUAUUCAACUGAAUAAAAUCUUGGUGAGUGAUGCAGGACCUUCAUGGUCGGCUAGUCGGAAUAUCAGUAGGACAUUGAGAAAUAUAUGAAAAAAUUUGUCUAGGAAUGGUUUAUUGAAAUUGUCAAGUGUAUUGUAAAUUUGUUUAGCACUGAGAUCUUGCAAAUUCUUUAAGACUCAUUUUGCUAAUGAAAAAAUUAAGUAAGCUGUUUUUAGAAACAAUUUUUAUCAUACCUCAAGAGGCUGCUUUGGGGUCAUACACAAUGCACACAUACAAACCUCUUUUUUCAAGAGGUGGAAGAUAAUUAUGACAUCUUCAUACGGAGUCGAAAAAUCACAGGUUUGAGUAUGCUUUGAAAAUUGAGUAAAGAUUUUUAAAAACAUGAAAGAAAAUAAUAAAAAAUUGGAUUUGAUAAUAUGAAUAUAAGUUUCUAAACAUGUGUUAUUUAGAUAUACAUGUAGCAUAUUGGAAUGUCUUUCAUAAUUAAUAACUUCUAGUAAAUCUCA
This is a messenger RNA of Mercenaria mercenaria, 1186 nucleotides long. Its product is annotated as zinc finger protein 593-like. The transcript is spliced from 4 exons. Gene Ontology annotation, molecular function: zinc ion binding; nucleic acid binding. Lineage: Eukaryota; Metazoa; Mollusca; Bivalvia; Venerida; Veneridae. The record is from RefSeq and is a predicted model, not a curated record. The coding region runs from base 66 to 455 and encodes 129 amino acids.